This is a messenger RNA of Phaedon cochleariae (mustard beetle), 2256 nucleotides long. NCBI's taxonomy places the organism in Eukaryota, Metazoa, Arthropoda, Insecta, Coleoptera, Chrysomelidae. The record is from the annotation of a GenBank genome assembly.
AAUGGUUUCGGACGAGAACAAGAACAAACAACAAAACAAACCCGAUGCCAGAGAUAAAACAUUAAACAUUAUCCUUUCAGGAUAAUAUGUGGCUUCACGUUCUUCAGUGAAAUAGAUUUGAUUUAAAAAAUUGUCUGCUCUGGAGUGGAGUAAAAAAUAUGACCUUAUUUUUCAGUUGGCACCUACCAAGUCCAGGGCACUGAAUUGAUAAAGAAUACUUUGGAUUAUGCUUUGGCUGCAGGUUACAAACUUAUAGAUUCUGCAACAGCUUAUAAAAAUGAAGAAGAUAUUGGCAAAGCCUUGAAAGAGCUUCUACCAAAAUACAAUCUAACUAGAGAAGAUAUCUUCAUCACAUCUAAACUAGCUCCUAAUGAUCAAGGUGAAAAAGCAUAUGAAGCUCUAGAGAGAUCUCUUAGAAAAUUGGAUUGUGGAUAUUUAGAUUUAUAUCUCAUUCACUGGCCUGGAUCUUUCUCUGUGAACUCAUCAGAUGUGAGAAAUAAAAAACUGAGGGAUGAGAGUUGGCAACAGUUGACAAAAGGAGUUAAAAAUGGUUUGGUGAAGAGCAUUGGUGUAUCUAACUAUAACUCUAGGCAAUUGAGAGAAUUGCUUGAUAAUGAUCAUGGUAUAAAGCCUACUGUGAACCAGGUUGAGUGGCAUCCAAACUAUCACCAAAAAGAACUCCUUGACUUGUGCAAUAAAGAAAAUAUAUUGCUUCAAGCUUAUUCAUCUCUAGGAGGAACUGGGAAUACAAAUCUCAUCAACAAUCCUGCUGUUAAAAAAAUUGGAGACGAAUUGGGAAAAAGUCCAGCACAGAUUCUUUUGAGGUGGCCUCUUCAACACAAUGUUGCAAUAAUUCCUAAGGCCCGUUCCAAGAAACACAUUGAAGAAAACAUCAAUAUUGACUUUGUUAUUCCUGAAGCUGACAUGAAUAUUCUUGAUAAUUUCAACCAAACUAAGUAUGCCUGGAAUCCAGACGUAGUUGCUUGAAUCUAUGCAAACAUGUUUUAAACUCACAUUAUAACCUAGAUUUAAGUUUAAUGAAACUAAUAUUUUUAUAUAUAUCAAAUGGAGACUCAAGAUGAUUUUCAUGAACAUAUUGCAAAUUUGUGUAUUGGACAUUUCAAAACUCUGCCUAAAUCAGGAAAACCUAACCUAAAUGAGUGGACUGUUUUGUCCUGUAUUGUUAUAGAAAAAGACAAACAACUGGAACUAAUUUCAUUGGGCACUGGAUCCAAAUGUAUAGGAAAAGUGAAAAUGUCAAAGAGUGGGGAUAUUUUGAACGAUUCACAUGCAGAAGUCAUGUGUAGACGAUCAUUUCUAAGGUUUUUAUACUACCAAAUGAAAACGGAAUCCUCAAUAUUGACAUUCAAGAAAGAAACUAAAAAAUUUUCUAUAAAAGACAAUAUAAAAUUUCAUUUUUUCACCACCCAUAUUCCCUGUGGAGAUGCAGCUAUAUUCCCAAAACAGAACAUAGAAGAAUUUGGAGAUUUCGUUAACAGUCCAGACGAAGUUCCUUCUAAAAAAAGAAAAAUUGAAGAUAUAUUCAGAACAGGAGCAAAAUGCUUGGAGAACGACCCACAACGUGAUGCAAAAUGUCCAGGCACUGAAUAUCAUGUAUUAGGUGUAGUCAGAACAAAACCUGGUAGAGGAGACCCUACUCUUUCAGUCUCUUGCAGUGAUAAGAUGGCCAAAUGGUGUCACUUAGGCAUACAGGGUGCUUUGCUAUCAAUUCUUUUAGAGGAACCAAUAUAUCUUUCUACUCUUACUAUUGCUGGUGAGACACCAUUUUGUGAACAAUCACUGGAACGUGCUCUGUACAAGAGGCUGGGAAAUGUUCAGUUACAGAAGCCAUAUCAAGUAAAUAAAAUGGUUGCUAGACAAACUAUGAAAAAGUUCGAAUUUGCUAAAGAUUGUUCCAGAAAGCCUUGUUCUAGUAGUGUUUCGUGGUGUAACAUCAAUGAAAAAAGUCUAGAAGUUGCAGUUGAAGGAAGAAGACAAGGUGUUACUAAAAAGAAACUGGAUACAGAAGCAGGAAGAUUGAAAAUUUGUAAACUGGAACUGUUCAAGACAUUCAUGCAUAUUUGUGAAUCAAAAAAUAUUCAGCUGAAAAACGACUGUGAUAACUGGACAAUUUGUUAUGGUGAUGUGAAAAAUUUAGCAAAGUGUUAUCAAAAUUCCUGGAAACUUGUUAAGGAGUGCUUCAAAACGUGGCCUUGUAAAGACGAAAAUCUUCUUGAUUUCUCUAUUAAAUGCUGA